Molecule: messenger RNA, 1921 nt
Organism: Sebastes umbrosus (honeycomb rockfish)
Lineage: Eukaryota; Metazoa; Chordata; Actinopteri; Perciformes; Sebastidae
Product: zinc finger protein 624-like
Exons: 2
Coding region: 76-1146 (356 amino acids)
Biological process (GO): regulation of transcription by RNA polymerase II
Molecular function (GO): RNA polymerase II cis-regulatory region sequence-specific DNA binding; DNA-binding transcription factor activity
Source: RefSeq, a predicted model, not a curated record
UAUCCUCUUUCAAUAGGCCGUGAUCAAAGGCUGUCACACUGUGCUACAAAACAGAGAGCUAACAGUCAGGUUGGCAUGAUGGCUAACGCUACGCUUCAGUCAUUUAACGUCUUUUUGACGGAGAGAUUGACGGCAGCAGCUGUAGACAUCUAUGGAUUCGUUGAGAAGACGAUAAUAGACUACCAGGAGGAGGUUUACCAGACUAAACUGGAGAACCAGAGGCUGCAGCGGCUGCUGGAUCUGGUCUACAAACCAGAGAUCAGACUGCACCGGACAGAUUCAAGGCAGAUCGAUUUGCCCACACCGACACAGGAGGUUUGUGCUCAGGAGCAGAAGAUAGAGAAGGAAUGUAUUCCCAGUGAGGCCAACGAGGAGCCGGUCAUCCUGCCCAUUAAAGAGGAACUGACUGACCUCUGGACCAGGUCUGUGGAGGCACCUGUAUGUCUGUCAUACAGCAGCGUUACAGACACACUAACUCAGAUUGUCACAGUUGGAGAGCACAAAGAAAAUGGGAUCCCAGACAACCUAACUCAAGUUGUGACAGUUGGAGAGCACGACGAAUACGAAGCGCCAGACGACCUAACUCAAGUUGUAACAGUCGGAGAGCACAUGGAAUAUGGGAUACCAUCACAAGAUGACCAAGCGUUACCAUCCUUUGGAGUCUCCCCAUUAUACACAAAGAAGAAUAACAUGUUUUUUUGUAAUAUUUGCUGUGAGCCUUUUCUGAGAAAAGUCGAAUUAAUGUUGCACCUCGCAGUUCACGAAACACAAAGUGUACCAGAGCCCACCAACCAAGCGUUCACCUGCGUCAUCUGUGGUAGAAUAACAGACUCCAGGAGUCACAUGAUCUGCCACAUGAGAACACACACCGGAGAGAAACCAUUUGCCUGUCCCAUUUGUGGUAACAGAUACAAACUGAAAGGCCACAUGAAAGAACACAUAAGGACUCACACUGGAGAAAGGCCUUACACCUGCUACAUCUGUGGGCAAAGCUUCAACAGAUCCUCGACCAUGACUAAACACGCCAGGCUCAAACACAGGGAGAACAUGCCGUUCAAGUGCAUGCAGUGCAGCCAGCGCUUUCCUCUGCUUGUUGUGUUCAAACAGCACAUGAAGACGGUCCACGAUGUCACCUUCUCUGUAUGAGAUACAGCUGCUGUAGCGAUGCUGAUGCUGACUACUGUUUUAAGUUCAGAAAUUGCACUGAGUCUGAUGGCGAUGGCUUCGUUAUGGUUUUGCUUUUUAUGCUUGUAUGUUUAUUGAAGUUGCAGCUGACAUGCUUCCCCAAAUUAUGAUCCACUGCAUCAAUACAACUUCUACUGUUCGGAUGCUCUUGAUGAGUUGCUGUAAUUGUAAUCUGCUUCAGAUCUAACAUGUAACACGCUCAGUAGAAAUAUACUGGAUGUACCACAUAAAUUUAAAUUAUGCGCGAUAUGGAUUUUUAUCAGCCGAUACCAAUAAUGAAUGAUUACCUGCUUCAGAAGUUCAUAACCUGUAGUUCAUGCACAACUGAGGGUAAAAAAGGCUAGGAUGUUGUUAGCAAAGAUGGAUGAUUUAAUAUUCCAUAGAGAGGCGAAGUCACGCCCCUUCCGGUGGACCACCAUGGGUCCUUAUUUUGGAAAAAAUAUGAAUGGUAGUCAAUGGCAAGAGACAUAUUUUUUUGAUCCAAUUUUAAGACUGUGUACAAGACUGUGAAAAUACGUAAUUAGAAAGACUACACACCCAAAAGUCGCGUAAGUGACGUCUCUCUCGCUUAAGCUGUACUGGAAUGUAUUCACACCAGUAACGGGUUUCACUCAUUCUUUCUCUUCCCAGCUGAUUGAAAAGACCAGGAGUCGCUGGAUAAAACACAUCAGUUAAGAUAACAUUACAUUUGUGUGUGGAACAUAGCUAAGUUGGCUAGCUAGCUAGUGUUGGUGAC